AUGUCGAUCUGGGAUGCCCUGACAGGACGCAAGUCCUCGCAAACCUCGCAACCAGCAGCGCCCGCUGCUCCUGCUCCUGCGCCCCCUUCCACCCCGUCUCCCUCUCCAUCCCCCCUCCAGCCCUUCGACCCCACGACCGCUCAAGGCGUCGAGUCCUUCCUGACUCCCUCCUCCUUCGCCGACCCGACACAACUACACCCGCUGGCCGGCCUUAACAAAGACACGUUAGAAUACAUUACCCUCGAGGACUCGGCGCUUUCCGAUCUUCCUGGCUCCCAGUCCGUUCUGCCCUCGCGUGGCUUCACGGACGAUCUCUGCUACGGUACUGGCACAACAUACCUCAUCGGUCUGACCAUAGGUGGCGCGUGGGGUUUGCAGGAGGGCCUGAAGCGGUCGGUUGACCAGCCGCCGAAGCUGCGGUUGAACUCGGUGCUCAACUCAGUGACAAGGCGGGGUCCGUUCCUGGGUAACUCGGCGGGUGUAGUGGCGAUUGUUUACAACUGCAUCAAUUCAUACCUGGGGCAUCUUCGGGGCAAGAACGAUGCCGCUAACACCAUUCUGGCUGGUGUCUUGAGCGGUAUUAUUUUCAAGAGCACGAAGGGUCCCAGGCAGAUGUUGAUUUCGGGCGGUAUUGUGGGAACGGUUGCCGGCUGCUGGGCGAUCUUCCGCUCUGCCUUCGUCAGCGCCAAACAGCGCAAGCAGGAGCUUGCCUCUCUCUAA
Thermochaetoides thermophila DSM 1495 is the source of this 720-nucleotide messenger RNA. RefSeq lists its product as uncharacterized. The record is from RefSeq and is a predicted model, not a curated record. Bases 1 to 720 code for a protein of 239 amino acids. The transcript is spliced from 2 exons. Gene Ontology annotation, cellular component: TIM23 mitochondrial import inner membrane translocase complex; mitochondrial inner membrane. Gene Ontology annotation, molecular function: transmembrane protein transporter activity. Gene Ontology annotation, biological process: protein import into mitochondrial matrix. Lineage: Eukaryota; Fungi; Ascomycota; Sordariomycetes; Sordariales; Chaetomiaceae.